Molecule: messenger RNA, 159 nt
Organism: Cetraspora pellucida
Lineage: Eukaryota; Fungi; Glomeromycota; Glomeromycetes; Diversisporales; Gigasporaceae
Source: the annotation of a GenBank genome assembly
AUGCCAGAGGUUGCUAUAGAAACUUCUAAAGGCCAAAAGAGUAAAACAGCAGAACUUGAAGAAGAAGACUUGUCUUCAAUCGCUUCUUUGAGCAAUAAAGAUCAGAUUUCAGAUGAACAAACAAAACAAACAACACGUGAGGAGCCUACAUCUAAUCAC